UGCCAGGAGGUCGAAGCCCCUUUCGGACUUGUUUUCUUGCUUCGCCCUCUUGGAAUAAAAACCACCCCCUUCCCUCAGAGGCUCCUUUCUUACUUUGGACACUUUCAAACUACUGCAGCCGCUUACCAACUCUAUUCUUACUUCUCCACCGUUAACUAAGCUCAACUGCACAGACCUUUGACCACAGCAAUGUCGGCCCAAGAACCAACACCGGAGCAGGUCUCGCAGCUCAAGGCAAAGUACGAGCUUGCUGCCCAGGAUCAGGUCUUUACCUUUUGGGAUUCGCUCUCGAGCACCGAAAAGGCCUCGCUUUUCCAGCAAUUGUCCCUUUUCGACCCUACCUACAUCAACACCAUCUUCGCCAAGACCCUUGCACCCCUAGCAAAGGAUGAGAAGCCAGCGUCUCUGGAGCCCCUCCCCGAGGCUGCCCGGGCCAGCAUUCUCGACUCAGACCCGGCCGAUAUCGAAAGAUGGUACAGAUCCGGUCUCGAUCUGAUCGCCGCAAACAAGGUGGCCGUGGUUCUCAUGGCCGGUGGGCAAGGCACACGGUUGGGCAGCUCUGCGCCCAAGGGCUGCUUCGACAUUGGCCUGCCCUCCCACAAGUCUCUGUUCCAGAUCCAAGCCGAGCGUAUUCGCAAGAUUGAGGAGCUUGCCCAGAAGAAGUCCGGCAGUAAGGUCACGGUCCCAUGGUACGUCAUGACCUCCGGGCCAACCCGGGGUCCUACCGAGCAGUUCUUCAAGGAAAAGGGGUACUUUGGCCUCAGCCCGGAAAACGUCUUCAUUUUCGAGCAGGGAGUUCUCCCCUGCAUCUCCAACGAUGGAAAGAUUCUGUUGGAAAGUAAGAGCAAGGUUGCCGUUGCCCCUGAUGGGAACGGCGGUAUCUACAAUGCAUUGGUGGAAUCCAAGGUGCUGGACGACAUGAAGAAGCGCGGCAUUGAGCACAUUCACGCUUACUGCGUGGAUAACUGCCUUGUCAAGGUGGCCGACCCUGUCUUUAUUGGCUUUUCGGCGAGUAAGAACGUCGACAUUGCCACCAAGGUCGUGCGCAAGCGCAAUGCUACUGAAAGCGUUGGGUUGAUUGUACAGAAGAAUGGCAAGCCGGACGUGGUUGAGUACAGCGAGAUUGAUCCCCAAAUCGCCGCCGAGGAGGACCCAGAGCAACCCGGUGUGCUCAAGUUCCGUGCCGCCAACAUUGUCAACCACUACUACUCGUUCCGCUUCCUCGAGAGCAUUCCCGAAUGGGCCAAGAGCCUGCCACACCACGUUGCCCGCAAGAAGAUUCCCUAUGCGGACAUCGAGUCGGGCGAGCAAGUCAAGCCCACCAAGCCAAACGGUAUCAAGCUGGAGCAGUUUGUCUUUGAUGUGUUCCCCAUGCUCGAGCUUAGCAAGUUUGCUUGCUUGGAGGUGCGCCGCGAGGAUGAGUUCAGCCCGCUCAAGAAUGCCGCGGGCACCGGCGAGGAUGACCCGGAUACUAGCAGGGCUGAUAUUACUGCCCAAGGCAGAAGGUGGCUUGAGGCUGCUGGUGCCAAGGUUGCGGGUGGUGUUGAGGUUAGCCCAUUGUUGAGCUAUGGUGGUGAGGGUCUUGAAAAUUACAGCGGCCAGGAGGUCAAGGAUAUGCUGCAAUAGAGCGGCUCUUAGAUUUCUGGAGGUCGAAUGAACGUGGAUAUUAAUGGCUGACCGGGCGUUGGAAGACUGGAAAGGGAAGGAUUAUCAUUUGGAAAAAUUAGGACUAUGUGAAACCGAUCAUACAGCAAGCGUGUUCUUGUUUAAUAGCCCAUCCAGGAUAAUGGACAUCUGUGGCGCCAUUUUG
Podospora bellae-mahoneyi is the source of this 1810-nucleotide messenger RNA. It is a transcript of the gene UAP1, whose product is annotated as UDP-N-acetylglucosamine pyrophosphorylase. Gene Ontology annotation, biological process: UDP-N-acetylglucosamine biosynthetic process. Lineage: Eukaryota; Fungi; Ascomycota; Sordariomycetes; Sordariales; Podosporaceae. Gene Ontology annotation, molecular function: UDP-N-acetylglucosamine diphosphorylase activity. The transcript is spliced from 2 exons. The coding region runs from base 190 to 1626 and encodes 478 amino acids. The record is from RefSeq and is a predicted model, not a curated record.